Molecule: messenger RNA, 555 nt
Organism: Uncinocarpus reesii 1704
Lineage: Eukaryota; Fungi; Ascomycota; Eurotiomycetes; Onygenales; Onygenaceae
Exons: 3
Coding region: 1-555 (184 amino acids)
Source: RefSeq, a predicted model, not a curated record
AUGGCUGUCCAGGAACGGCCAAUUUUGACUACGUUGGAUAACUGUUCUAGCUUCUCGCAAUGCCGCCAACGAUAUUCCAGAGUUGGCGCAGUUGCGAAGUUCUUUUAUGCUUCUGGAAAAACGGCAAGGAUAAGCGGUAUGACGCGAAAAAAGGCAAGUUUCCAAAUGCGCAUGCCAUUUCCAUCAGCAUUCCGAGGGGAUGGAGAACGGGACGGGAUCAAACAAAAUCAUGCCAUCGAGUCCUUUGCGCGGCAAAGGGACCAAGAGAGAAUCAUGAUUCCGGAAGACCCGUCUAAACGAUUUUCAUCAGAUUUUGGUGCUGACACAGAUCAAUCAAGCUUUUCUCCACCAUUUCGGGAAGAUGAUUCGAUGGGCUCAAAGGAAACCAGCAAAAGGUUUCUGAGCUUGGUCGCUCAAAAAGCCAUGAUGUCUGGAUAUCAAGCUAGGGAACUGGGAAAAGGCAAAUUUUCUUUGACCCAACGCCAGUCGGACCCUUGUCGAUACGGAAACCCGCUGGCUCGACGAGGAGAGGCGAGUGGGAGAGAAAGGGCUUGA